GUAACCAUCCAUUUGAGAAUGAUACAGAAGAAUCGUGAGUCAAUGUCCCAGCCCAACAGGGCAACACCGACAGCAUAACUCAUUGUAGCUCUCUCUCUUGAAUGGCGCCAGGCGCCCUACCUACUCUACAGCCUAACACUACAACUACAGUAUGAAAGCAACCAGACAACUUGACUACCAGCGAGUGAUGAUGUCAACACCAAUGCCGACCUCCCUCCUCCACCAGUCCAAAGUGCUCAGGAGAUUGGAGAAGUUCCCAGGUGGAGCGGUGCUUGAUGGAGUUCUGGAAAGCAUUGUCAAUGUCGACCUGACCAACGUGAGGUUCGAUAUGGUCCAAACGAAAUUAGGGCAAUUGUUCGGUGGACUCGCGGACACGUGGCGGCGGCUUAAUGGAUUAAAACCUGCAUCUUCGAAUGCAGAUGUGCUGGGCGCAAGUCUGCCGCGUCCUGAUCGAAUGUGGACUUCGAUUGAGGAGAAAAAGCUGGCUCUCAUCCUUGAGGUGGAGGCGCUGGAGAAGCGUUUGCGGGAUGCAAGCCGGGCGAGAGAAGCUUCAUUGCGGAGGAAGAAUGCACUUGAGCGCACACGCCUUGCAAAUGAAAUCAGGGUCCUGGACGAUGAGGUAGAUGAGCUGCGCAAGAAACUUGCUGUUAGGACACUGCAGCUGGAGAUGGAGUUGAUUUAUGCGUGUUUGGAAGACGAGGCUGUGCAGAUCUCUGAUGACGCGAAGACUGACGAGGAGGAGAGCCUGCUGAUUGCGGAGUUUGGGAUGCUGGAUGCAGAUUUGGCAAAGCUGCGGGUAUCUGUUGAUAGAAAUGAAGCGAUUCUGAUCGACGAUGAUGAGUUAGCUCAACUUGCUAUAGACAUUCCCGAUUUUAAGAACAGGUUAGGCAUUCAGCAGCAGGCCGUUAUUCCAGUCGGGCAGAGAGCACAAAUGGCGAUGCAGGAGGGGACGAUGAAGCUCAAGGAGGGGAUUAGCUUUUACUGGAGGGGCUUACGGUUGCUUGCAGGGGAUCUUGUCUAUGCUGGGAGAGUAUUUGUUGCUGCCGUUGGAGGGACUACCUUGAAGCCUAGAGAGGUCAUAACACUGCGCCGCACAGCCAGGGAUAUUCUCACACUUAUUCCAUUCACGAUCAUUCUCAUCGCCCCACUCUCGCCUAUCGGGCACGUACUUGUCUUCUCUUUCCUACAACGAUACUUUCCGGGUUUUUUCCCGUCAUCUUUUACAAAUAAGCGACAAGAUGUGAUGCAGAGGUAUGAGGCGCUUCGGGAACAGAUAGCCCUGGCGGCUACGGAGAGCGAGCGCGACAAGGCGAAAGAAAUGGCCGAGAUGGCGGCUAUGGAAGCAUUCGAAGCAUCCGAAGAGGAUGAGGAGUUGCAAAAAAAAGGCGCAAAGGGUGGCGUGGACGUUGAUCGCAAGGCCGCAAGGGCUGAGCUGAUCCGAGCAAGAAGGGGCCGUGGACGGUUACUGUUAUUGCCAGAGAGGCUUCCAGGCCUCUCUAAAGGAUCAGGGGUCGCCGCGCAAUCCCCGCCGAAUUCUAGGGGGUUCGGUGAGAGAAAGGAAGCAGCAGUGGGAAGUCAAGAAGGGUUGUAAUUUUUUCUCAAGUUUGUAAUAUUCUUUACGACAAUUCAGGGCCUGGUGAGAAUUUAAGAAAUGGAUAUUGGCUAAGCACUAGCACAUACCCUACGUAGUAUUUCUUGCUAGUUUGGGAAUUUUGAUUUUUGUUUUCCCUUUCCCUUUAGCAUAGAUCAAAGUUCCGAACUAUUUCGUUUUGAACUGUUGUUGCCAAGAUAUACCUCAUCACGCUCUUCUUUCUUUUUUUUUUACGCUUCAUUUUCUUCUUGGAGCAAAGCAAGGGAAAUAAGUGACCAGUCGUUUUUCUGUCAAGUGUAAGAAGCAGGAGAUGUACAAUCUACUGCGGUCUGUCAGUGUUCGUACAGUAUUUUUUUUUGUUUUGAAACAGAUCCUGAUUUUUCCUGGUGAUAGGUAAUUUUUCAGGGAGCUGUCUGAAGAAUCUGCUGGUGGUUCAUCCAGCUGCCAUCGCCCUCUGAGUGAGUGCUGGCUAGCUGCAUGCUGCUUCUUACAUGGAUUGGCUGCUUGAUGAUCCUGCACCCUGCAUGUACAUUGUUUACGCCUGCAGCCCCAGUUGGCCAUUCCUUUAUGCCUGUUUAUCUC
Messenger RNA from Chara braunii, 2173 nucleotides. Lineage: Eukaryota; Viridiplantae; Streptophyta; Charophyceae; Charales; Characeae. The record is from the annotation of a GenBank genome assembly.